AUGACUCUCAUGGAUCCGAGAAACAAGACCAUCGCUUGCGCCAAUGGUCUCAAUACCGAAGACGGGGAUGAAUUCGUUAACUCUGAUGACAAUUUCGACGAGCGUAUCUUGGAGUGGGACGAAGAUCAGGUUUCCCAGGAUUUCGACACCCCAUUGUCCGACGAUGGGAAGAUAACCACAACUAUGCUAAGGAGCCAAAGUGCCGAGCAGCCUUUGUAUCCACGUGUCUGCCUUUCGAUUUUGCGACCCAGAGGGCCAUCUUUCUUAGCAUCGCAGUCGCCAAGGAAACGACAAAAGAUUUCACUUGUGGGCUCCCGGAAGAUAAAAAUGGUUGCGACAGGUUCCAGGAGACUUUGCAUGGCUGGUUUGAUCCCGACGAAAAAGGCAAAGCUCAUCCAACUGCGUGAGAUGCACCAACGACUGUCGGCCAUCUUGAAUACACCAGUCAACGAGCGCGACCCAGACGAGGUUGCAGACCUAAAGAACCUGAUCAAGCGUGCACUUGAGGAUGUCAUCACCACUGCCGAUGUCUUGUUCACAACAGCUGUCAUGUUCACAAGCUAG
This is a messenger RNA of Hyaloscypha bicolor E, 564 nucleotides long. RefSeq lists its product as uncharacterized. The coding region runs from base 1 to 564 and encodes 187 amino acids. NCBI's taxonomy places the organism in Eukaryota, Fungi, Ascomycota, Leotiomycetes, Helotiales, Hyaloscyphaceae. The transcript is spliced from 3 exons. The record is from RefSeq and is a predicted model, not a curated record.